CUCGCGUCCCCAUUACGCCGCCGACACCAACCGGUCUGGGGAGCGAGGCGCGCGCACGUCACUCACCUCGGGCUCAUUUCUUUCCCCUCGCGUCCAAGUGCGCUCGCUCUGACCGCCUGGAACCUUUUUCCCCCCCUUGUGAUCUCUUUUUAUAUAUAAAAAAGAAAGGCAUUGUCAGGGGAAGAAACAAAUUAAAGCGAUUGUGGAGAACUCUAAAAGUGCACUAACCUCGUCCCUUCCCUGCUGGAGCUGCGGCUAGUGACUGACUGACAGCUCGUGUGACCGUCAGUCGGUAGUGGGACGUUCAAGUGAGUGUCAACUUCCUAAGGAGGCUCCGGCCCGGCGUGUGAAGGAGGAGGAAGGACUUGAAGAGCAUUUUGAAGAGCCAGACCUCUCAAGACUUGUUUGAAUCGGCUUGCCUGACAGCGCGUGUCCCCGGACUUCGACGUGAAGGGCUGGGAGCAAACGCGGCCUGAUACAAGACUUCGCUACUUGGUGAAGAGUCACUUGGUUCCCUCUUCGUAGUCACUUGAGGCGCUGGAGGGCAGGAUAAUACUCAAGGGUGACCUGCGCCUGCCUCCUCCACCCCCUCCCUUCCUGCCUCCUGCACUGCAGUUCGGCCGGGAGAGUGAGUGCGGUGUCGCGCGCGUCCUUUCGCUGUGCUUUCAGUGAGGACUUGGUGGUACUUGACACUUUGGGUGACGACCUUCAUUCGGGAAGGGAUUCUUUCGCUUUCUGUAGAGACACGGGAAGGAUUGAGCCGCUGCGCCCUUUCGGAAAAGAAGCUUUCUUGCGGAGACACGGUCAGUGCCAUAAAGGGAAGUUUCUGCGUCAGCGCAGGAACCGUGCGAAGUCGGAAGAAGUUUUUCCUGUCAGGACUUCGCCCGCACAACACCCACCAUGAUGAUGUCCGGCAGCAUGCCACCCACGGCGGGGGGAAUGGGGGUGAUGGGCGUGAUGGGCGGCUACCUCGGAGGUGUGGGCGUGGGAAGGGAGUAUUUGGAGGGAGGUUCAGUGGGCGUUGACCCUUCCGUGUGGGUUCCGCCCUUCUGGGAAGACCCACACCUCUCAGACGGACACCUGCACGACCCGAACAUCCCCGAAGCCGCCCACAUGGGUGAGCCGCCCACCAUGGGUGAGGUGGGACCCACAGACCUCAUGGAUGCGUUCCCUCCACAAUCACAGCAUGACUACAUCAUGGGCGACUCCGUUAUCGUGAAGGAGGAGGACGGCCUCAAGGACGACUACGCGAAGUACAAGGAGGACUAUUUCAAGUACAAGGAGAACUACGCCAAGUACUCGAAGGAGGAAGAUUACCUGAAGGACGAGUCUCCGUACAUCGAAGGAGGAGGCGGAGGUGGAGGAGGAGGCGGCGACGGCGGGGGUGGAGGUGAAGGAGGAGGUGGAGGAGGAGUCGACGGAGGGAUCCAGAUGGUCGGCGCUGGAGGAGGACUCGUCGGGGUUGGAGGAUCACCCUUGACCUCGACCUCCUCCUCGAACACCUCCCCGUCGGGCAGCUCUCUCUCCGGGGGGUCGUCGGGUCCUCCUCUCACCUCCCCCCACGUGCAGCAGCUGAGCUCCCUGUGCCCACCCUUCCCCGAGGCCCACCUCACCUCCCUCUCCGGACCCAAGGACGACUCGGAUAAGAGCCCAGGUGUACGAGUUGGAGCGAAGGUUCAAGCAGCAGCGCUACCUGUCGGCGCCGGAGCGCGAGCACCUGGCGGGUCUCCUGAAGCUCACCUCGACGCAGGUCAAGAUCUGGUUCCAGAACCGCCGCUACAAGUGCAAGCGACAGCGCCAGGACAAGAACCUGGAGCUCACCACGGCCGCCGCCGCCGCCGCCGCCUCCAUGGCCUCCGUCACCUCCCCGCGCCGCGUCGCUGUGCCGGUUCUGGUCCGAGAUGGCAAGCCGUGUCCAGCUGGGUACCCGCCCACCUACCCCCCGGCCUACACGCCCCCUCAGUACUCGCCCCCUGCCUACCAGUGCCCCUACAGCGCCCAGACUUACCAACAGACACAGACGUAUAACCAGCAGACACUUCGCACGUGGUGAGGACGAGGAGCGGGGGUAGUAAGGAGGAGGGAGAGGAAGAGAGGUACAGAAGGGAUGAGAAGAAGGAAGAGAGAGAAGAAGGAAGGGAGAGAAGAAGAAAGGAGGAGAAGAGAAGAAAAGAAGAGAGAAAGGAAAGAAGAGAGAGGGAAAGGAAGAGAAAAAGAAAAGAAAUAGAAAAUGAAAUGAAAAGAAAAGAAAAAUAAGAAUCCUUAUGUGUUCAAUAAUUGAGAUUGCCGGGAAUGUGUUCACUCGUUGCGUUCAUCGUAGGAGAGAACAUGGAGGUAAAGGAAGAGAGAAAAAAACGAUUAUUCUUUUUCGUUGAACCUGAA
Messenger RNA from Penaeus monodon (black tiger shrimp), 2382 nucleotides. RefSeq names its product NK1 transcription factor-related protein 1-like. The record is from RefSeq and is a predicted model, not a curated record. Lineage: Eukaryota; Metazoa; Arthropoda; Malacostraca; Decapoda; Penaeidae. Gene Ontology annotation, cellular component: nucleus. Gene Ontology annotation, biological process: cell differentiation; regulation of transcription by RNA polymerase II. Gene Ontology annotation, molecular function: DNA-binding transcription factor activity, RNA polymerase II-specific; RNA polymerase II cis-regulatory region sequence-specific DNA binding.